AUGAAGAUAUUGAAAUAUGAUCAAAUAAUAAAAGGUUACAAGAACGCAGAUAUAGCACGCUUUGCUGCAAUUGCUAGAGGAUUGUCAGAUAUUUUUUAUCCAAAUAGAAUUAUUAAUAUUCAUGGUAAACACAAAUGGAAACGAUUACAUGAAAUUUUUGAUGGUCGAAUUAAACAAAUUCAAGACAAUCAAGAUACAUCCCAUCACAGUAUUAAAGUAAAUAUACCUCGUGAGAAAAAUAAUGUAGGAGGUGCCAAAAAUCCUUACAAUUCUGGUCAGCAUAAUUAUAUUCCUCCAGAUCUACCAAAUAAUUAUUCACCAGUGGCAGAUAUUCUAUUAUAUCAAUCUAAAAGACCAAAAAACUGCAAAACUUCAGAGUUUUUUUUAAGAAUAAAUACACCACGAGAAAUAUAUCAUGGUAAUUGGUUUUCUGAUUUAAAACUUGGCAAAAAUUCUCAUGAUAAUAUGCUUAAAAAUAUUGUGGCAGAUUGUAAAACUGAUGCAAAUGGACGUAAUCUUGUCAAUCAUUCAAUGCGUUCAACUGGAAUUUCUUUAUGGAUGUUACUUGGUAUAUCUCAUGCAGAACAGAUGGAUAUUACAGGACAUAGAACACUUGCUGGGAUUUCUGCAUAUUCAACUUCAACUGCUCAACAAAGAAAAAAAAAUGUUUCACUUCUUAUUCCCCAAAAAAGAAAUGCGGAUGAUCUUAAUGAAGAAUGUUUAACUAAAAAUUUUUCUAACAAAAAACAAAAUCCUUUAAGAGAAAAUACAUCGGGAAAUCAAGGUUUUAUUCCUGCUUCUCAAUUAUUACGAUAUGAUCAACUUGAAAUACAAUCUUUAGAACAAGUCCAUAAAAUAACUCAAGAUUCAUCAAAAUUACCAAUAAUUAAUAUUGAAAAUAUUAAUAUUCAAAAUUGUAAUAAUGUAAAAGUAGAAGUUAUUGUUAAACCAUUUGAAUAGUUAAAUAAAUAGUGUAGUAAUGUAAUUUUAUAUAUUUGUAAUAAUGAAAAAAUAAUUUGAGGAGUAUAAAAAAGUUUAUUGCUAUGAA
Rhizophagus irregularis DAOM 181602=DAOM 197198 is the source of this 1048-nucleotide messenger RNA. The record is from RefSeq and is a predicted model, not a curated record. Lineage: Eukaryota; Fungi; Glomeromycota; Glomeromycetes; Glomerales; Glomeraceae.